Messenger RNA from Amyelois transitella, 2596 nucleotides. It is a transcript of the gene cd, whose product is annotated as chorion peroxidase. The record is from RefSeq and is a predicted model, not a curated record. Gene Ontology annotation, biological process: response to oxidative stress. Bases 1 to 2550 code for a protein of 849 amino acids. The transcript is spliced from 13 exons. Gene Ontology annotation, molecular function: peroxidase activity; heme binding. Lineage: Eukaryota; Metazoa; Arthropoda; Insecta; Lepidoptera; Pyralidae.
AUGUACCGGCCUUCGACCUCCAAAGACGGGGAGCGGACCCCCCUAGUAGCCCCCACCUACGUAUUCGAGUCCAGCUUAUCCAGGAGUUACCAGAAACGACUGAGGAACUUUCAGUGCGCAUGCUGCGCUAGUCUUUUGAUAAUUCUCGCGAUAACACUUCUUGUAACAGUCUCCUACAACCUUGGCUUCGACGAUAGCGACACCACAGAAGUGGCGUCAGAAGUGCCAACCACCUCAUCAUCAAUUACUUCACCACCCACCACCGCGCCUCCAAACCUUGUGGUGACGUCACAGGCACCGGUCGUAGUUGGCAAUUUGACACUGAGGAUGUCUCCAGGAAAUCCCAGCUAUGUAAUGCCAGUGCCCGUGGUGUUAAGUAAUCUAACGUUAUCACCAGAGUUAAAGCCUUUGAUGGAGAAGAAGUGGCCUUUAGCAGGUCGUGAACCUCGUCAAUGGAGCGGCAAAAAUGACACCGAGAACAUAGAAGCAGCCGUCGAAUAUGGGAAGAGAGCGCUUAAGAAGAGAACGGAAGUAGAGAGCAAGAGGAGACCGCUAGAGAUAGAUACACCAGCUAACAGGGCGCAGAGGGCGGCCGCCACGUCUGGAGAAGUGAAGCCACUGGCUGACGCAGCGUAUGCCGCUGAACAGGCAACCAGAUUACUGGUUAACAGCACAAACAGUCAACAUGGAACCAGCGUCGGCGUUGGUCCACCCACCAACGGUUCCUUCCCCGAGCCUGCGUACUGUCUAACAGAUCCACCUCCGUGCCAACCCUCGAAGUAUAGGUCUAUGGAUGGAACCUGCAAUAAUCUGGACAAUCCACUGAGAUGGGGCGUUUCCAGGACUCCGUUCAGGAGGGUUUUGCCGGCUAAUUAUGGUGAUGGCAUCAGUUCCCCGCGAACAGGCACUGACGGUUCUCCUCUGCCCAGUGCGCGCGACGUCAGCGUGACGGUACACCGACCCAGCUACGCUCACGACACCACCUUCACGGUCAUGUUGGCUGUGUGGGGGCAGUUCAUUGACCACGACAUUACUGCCACUGCUCUCAGCAAAGGAGAGAACAGCAGCUCACUAUCCUGUUGUGACCCCACCCAGCCUCCACACCCGGAAUGCUUCCCCGUACAACUAGACGUGGAGGACCCCUUCUACCAGGACUACAACCUCACGUGCAUGGAGUUCGUUAGGUCUGCGCCCGCGCCUACCUGUCAUUUUGGUCCCCGUGAACAGAUGAACCAAGCAACAGCCUUCAUCGACGGCUCCACGGUCUACGGUUACGGGCCGAUCAGAGCCUCGCAGCUUCGGAGCGGGACAGCCGGGAAACUGAAGAUGUUGAGGGUGGGCGCGAGGGAACUUCUGCCGCCGUCUACGGACCUCAACGAUGGGUGUAACACCGCCGAGAUGAAUGCGCAAGGACGAUACUGCUUUGAAACAGGUGACGACCGCGCCAAUGAGAACCUCCAUUUAACCACCAUGCACCUGAUCUGGGCCAGGCAACACAACCGGCUGGCAGACGCUCUGGCCAAGCUCAACCCGACCUGGGACGACGACACCGUCUACUUCGAGGCCAGGAAGAUACUCGGAGCCCAGAUGCAGCAUAUCACAUAUACUGAGUUCUUGCCGGCUAUUCUUGGUAAUGACGUGAUGUGGGCUUUGAACCUGACUGUGGAGGAGGAAGGUUAUGCUGCCGUGUACGACCCCUCAGUGGACCCUUCAGUUGCCAACCACUUCGCAGCAUCAGCCUUCAGAUUCGCACAUACACUCUUACCAGGUCUAAUCCACUCGGUGGACGCGAGCACGGGCACCGUCAACUACGUGCAACUCCACCAGAUGCUGUUCAACCCGUACGCGCUGUACAAGAGCAAGGGGCCGAAGAACGCCGUCAACUCCGCGCUGAACACACCCGUGCACGGUGUGGGCCCACAUGUCACCACCGAGCUUAACAACCACUUAUUCGAGCGUACAGUCACAGUCGAGGGUAACAGCACGGCACCAGCCAAGAAGCCUGGUCCCUGCGGCCUCGACCUGGUCUCACUGAACAUCCAGCGCGGGAGAGACCACGGCUUGCCGCCGUACCCAGAGUGGAGGGAGCAUUGUGGGCUCUCCAGGCCGAGGAACUUUACUGAUCUGGCAGCCAUCUUUGAUGAAUCAUCUCUGACCAGAAUCUGCAAGAUUUAUAAAUCUGUAGAUGACAUAGACCUGUACACGGGAGCGCUAGCAGAAGACCCUCACGGGAGACUGCUGGGGCCGACCCUGAGCUGCCUCCUCGCAGACCAGUUCCUGAGGCUGAAAGUCGGGGACCGCUUCUGGUAUGAAACCAACGAUACAACUGUCGGAUUCACUAUUGAACAACUGACAGAGAUUCGUAAAACCACUCUUGCCGGGGUGAUCUGCGUCAACGAAGUACUCCUGGACCAGGCUCAGCCCAGGGUGAUGGAAGCGGUCAGCCCCACAAACCCACUGGUGGACUGCAUGGAGCUGCCGCAACCCUCGCUGAAACCAUGGAAACAGACAGACGCACAGGUCAAACCCACGAAGAAGAAGAAGACUUAAAUGAAUAGUCUUUAGUGCAAAUUAUUUAAUUUAAAUUUAAAGCACU